AUGACUGAAGUCGCCGACCCAAGCCAGAAGAAGCGCAAGCUUCAAGACGGCCCCGAACUCGAGAUUGAUAUUUCUGCGCCGGAGCCGCCAUCGAAAAAGGCCCUAAGAAAGGCAAAGAAGGAGAAGAAGUCUGAGGGAGAGGCCAAGGAUACCGAUAAGCCCAAGACUGAGAAGACCGAAUCUAAAGACGCUGCCGAAAAGCGCUCUCAGUAUGGAGUCUGGAUCGGCAAUUUGUCCUUCAACACCACCAAGGACGACCUGCGCCAAUUCUUCAUCGACAACUGCUCCUUCGACAAUGAUACGAUUACACGAGUCCACAUGCCCAAGGGCCCCGAGAAAUUCGGGCGUCCUCAGAACAAGGGCUUUGCCUACGUCGACUUUUCCACCGAGAAGGCUCUGGAGGAGGCAAUUGGCCUGAGCGAGCAAUUGCUUACCGGUCGCCGCGUGCUGAUCAAGAAUGCGAACAGCUUCGAAGGUCGGCCCGAAAAGACUGCGGAGCAGGCCAACGCUGCCACCGCGGCCAAGCCCGGCCAUCCUCCCUCCAAGCGUAUCUUUGUGGGCAACCUCAGCUUCGACGUUACGAAAGAGUCUCUCGAGGAGCAUUUCGCCCGAUGUGGACCAGUGACCAAUGUGCAUAUGGCGACCUUCCAGGACACAGGAAAAUGCAAGGGGUAUGCUUGGGUGGAGUUUGAAGAAAUUGCAUCCGCGGAAGCAGCGGUGAGAGGCUUCGUGAUGGAGAAGGAGGAUGAUGAAGAAGAAGAGGAAGAGGAAGAGGAGUCCAGUGACAGCUCCGACUCGGAUGAAGAGAGCAAGAAGCCAAAGAAAAAGUCCAAGAAGAAGUCGAAGAAGCCUUUCCAGCGCCGGAUCUGGGUGAAUCAGCUUCUGGGUCGCCGAAUGAGAAUGGAGUUUGCCGAGGACGCGACAACACGAUACAAGAAGCGCUUUGGCAAGGAUGGCGAAGGAAAGAAGAAUGGCCAACCAGCAAUCACCGAGGAGGGAGCUGAGCCAUCCGAGGAGCAGCCCCGAGUCCGCAAGCAAAGGCGGCCAUCCAUUGACGAGUCACGAUACUCCAAGGAGACUGUGCAACGACUCAGUGGUGCCAUCGUUGAAGCCCAGGGUAAGAAGGUCACCUUUGACUAA
Messenger RNA from Penicillium cataractarum, 1140 nucleotides. RefSeq names its product putative RNA binding protein Rnp24. Lineage: Eukaryota; Fungi; Ascomycota; Eurotiomycetes; Eurotiales; Aspergillaceae. The record is from RefSeq and is a predicted model, not a curated record. The transcript has a single exon. Bases 1 to 1140 code for a protein of 379 amino acids. Gene Ontology annotation, molecular function: RNA binding.